UAGAAAGAAAAAAAAAUAAUCAUUUAUAUUACCGAAGAUGAACAAAUCAUUCUCAUUUACUGUUCUAAUUCUUCUCGUCGUUCCUGUGCUAGUAAUAGGAUUGGUGGAUGAUAUAUCGCAAAAAAGAGAAAGACACCCAACAGAGGGGUGGUGUGCUAGGCCUUUACCUGACCAAAAACCCGGGCGGUGUAACCAAGACCGUUGUUUGGUCAGGUGUCGAGAGCAUCAUAAUUUUAAGUUUAAAGGAGGGAAAGCAGUGGGUACUUGCACAACUAGUAAUACUUGCUUUUGCACUUAUCGUUGUCGAUAGUUUUAAUGCAUGUUACAAAUAAAAAUCAUUUUUUCUUUUUGUUUUUUUUUGUUUUGACGCCUCUUAUAAUAAAAUAAGCAUAUAAUUGUCGAUUUCAUAGUAUAAUAAUUUGUAUUAGUGUUAUUACCAAAUUUUGAUAUAGUUUAAGAUCUGGUAAUUUCCGUGUGUUAUAGAGGGAAAAAAAACUGAAAAACUCGUUGUCUAAUUUGUUAU
Camelina sativa (false flax) is the source of this 523-nucleotide messenger RNA. RefSeq names its product putative defensin-like protein 169. Lineage: Eukaryota; Viridiplantae; Streptophyta; Magnoliopsida; Brassicales; Brassicaceae. The record is from RefSeq and is a predicted model, not a curated record.